UUUCGCCGACGGCUGUUAAGUUAGCUCUCAUGUUAGCUUACUAACUUACCCACAGUGUCGCAGCCGCUCGUAGUUAACGUUAGCUUAGCAGCGCGUUGUUUACUCUCUUACAAACAAACCUAACUCAGAAAUAAAGUUAUGUUCAGACGAAGACGCGAGUGUCCUGUUGACCCUGGCUGUCCCAGAUCCUCCUGUCCUCCCGUGUGGCAGUGAAAUUCAGGAGACUGACGGGUUUUAGUGUUUUGGCUAAGCUUGAGUUUGCCGCCUUCACGUGGAUGACGCGGUGGUCGACCGAUAUUUGUGUUUUCAUGGCCGAUACAGGUCACGCCGGGAGAGCGAGAUUUGAUAUCGGGGACCAAUAUUCGUACUAACCCUUGUAUGGAGGAGUUACACACGAUGCUGGAUCCAUUUGAUGGCCUAAAGGAUGAAGCUUUCCCUCCCCUCCCACCACCUCACUCCCCGGGCCAGGGAGGACAAGAGGACGGAGACCCUUUUGGAAAUGAGGAUGAAGACGGCGAGGUGUCCAAGUUGGCUGAGGUCCCUGCUGCUAAAAGAAAAGGAGUGAGGAGGCCACAGCCCAAGCUAGACUCGCACAGGCUGAUCUCAGAAAGAGGACUUCCAGCUCUGCGAACGCUGUUUGAUGAUGUCCAUUUCAAAGGCAAAGGGCACGAGGCUGAGGACCUGCGCCUGCUGAUGCAGAAGAUGGAGAACUGGGCCCACCGGUUAUACCCCAAACUGCAGUUUGAAGAUUUUAUUGACAGAGUGGAGAAGCUCGGCAACAAGAAGGAAGUGCAGACGUGUCUCAAACGGAUUCGACUGGACAUGCCACUGACGCACGAAGAUCAUAUGGGUGAAGAAGAGGCAGCUCCUGAGUCGCAAGUCUUUGAGGAUCCAGAGCCGUUUAGCAGAGCAAUCUUCCCUGAUGACGUGCAAAGGCCGGUCCACUCUACCCCGUCCAGCUGCCCCACCCUCUACCUCCCCGCUGCCCCCUCCCUGACUGAGGAGCAGCGUAAGCGCAUGGAGCUGAACAGACAGCGGGCCCUGGAGAGAAAACUCGCCCGCCAGCAGCAGCAGCAGCAAACAGAUCCUUCAGACUCCCAGACUGUUGACUCGUCCACGUCAGCAGAUGAACCCACAUCCGUCUCCUCUGCCAAUGUCUUAAACAACUCCAAAGAUCAGGAUGUGGAGGUGGAGGAUUUAGACCAGGAGUCAGCCUGCAGCAGCAGCAGCGCACAACAACCUGGCCGGCUUCCACACAAAGACUCUGAACCUUCUGAUGAAUCACCUCAGCGUGAGAAAGAGGAUGAAACCAACCUUGAACCCAGCAACGAGUGUGAGGACGGGGAUUAAGUGCAGCACACACUCGUUGAGUUCAGGAGCUGCUAACUGUACGGCCAAAAUCUUUUGGCAGUGAAUCAAAUUAGUGCACAAGUGGUAUUCUUGUAGUCUGCAGAGAGCUAAGCCAACUUUGUUUCUGAAUUCCUGUUCCCCUUGUUCCUGUCUGAAAUACGUAUAAUUAAGCACUGAUCCCACAUCUGUUUCCAUCAGUCUCUUUCAGAUUUUAUCAUUGGCUGCGUUUUAUUUGGUUUCACAAAUUUCAUUUAUUGUUGAACUGUACUAGCUGUUCCUUAAAUAGUCUGUUGAUCCUUAAUAUUAAAAACUAAACAAAUAGCUCUUCUUUUUUCAUUCAAACAA
Micropterus salmoides (largemouth bass) is the source of this 1695-nucleotide messenger RNA. Its product is annotated as TIMELESS-interacting protein-like. NCBI's taxonomy places the organism in Eukaryota, Metazoa, Chordata, Actinopteri, Centrarchiformes, Centrarchidae. The record is from RefSeq and is a predicted model, not a curated record. Gene Ontology annotation, molecular function: DNA binding. Gene Ontology annotation, biological process: replication fork processing; replication fork arrest; DNA replication checkpoint signaling. Gene Ontology annotation, cellular component: replication fork protection complex; nucleus.